This is a messenger RNA of Malus domestica (apple), 471 nucleotides long. NCBI's taxonomy places the organism in Eukaryota, Viridiplantae, Streptophyta, Magnoliopsida, Rosales, Rosaceae. The record is from RefSeq and is a predicted model, not a curated record.
AUGCACAAGCCUGACAAGGAGAAAAUUACGUUCAUGAUCGAGCGAGGCACCUACUGUUACAAAGUCAUGCCUUUUAACCUCAAGAACACAAGAAUUACUUACCAACGAUUGGUAAACAUGAUAUUCAAGAAGCAAAUUGGAGUAACCAUGGAGGUUUACAUUGAUGACAUCAUGAUGAAGGUCUCAGAAGUAGCAGUGAGCUCUGCCCACAUGCGAGAAGAGCUGGGGGCUAAACUGCCGGUAUUUUAUACUUCUAAAGCUCUUCUCGAUGCGAAAACUAGAUAUCCGAAGAUCGAGAAAUUAAUCUUGGUGCUAGUUGUUGCGGCUCGGAAGCUCAAACCAUAUUUUCAAGCUCAUAUAGCCAUCGUCAUGACUCAAUAUCCUCUACGAUUAAUCCUAAAUGGUUCAUAUGCUUUUCAACAAAUAAUGAAAUGGGCAUUGGAACUUGGCCAAUACGGCAUAGUUUACUGA